This is a messenger RNA of Micropterus dolomieu (smallmouth bass), 2663 nucleotides long. It is a transcript of the gene adap2, whose product is annotated as ArfGAP with dual PH domains 2. Gene Ontology annotation, cellular component: plasma membrane; intracellular membrane-bounded organelle. The record is from RefSeq and is a predicted model, not a curated record. NCBI's taxonomy places the organism in Eukaryota, Metazoa, Chordata, Actinopteri, Centrarchiformes, Centrarchidae. Gene Ontology annotation, biological process: positive regulation of GTPase activity. The transcript has 11 exons. Bases 126 to 1265 code for a protein of 379 amino acids. Gene Ontology annotation, molecular function: phosphatidylinositol bisphosphate binding; GTPase activator activity.
UCCAGUUUUCAUAUGGACAUUUAGUCAGCUGCAUUCCGGCAUCCGUGGAAGUAUGUGACCACCAUGUUUUGUGUCGACAGCGGGAUUCAUUAUAGUGUGAGAAGAGACCCCGACUUUGUAGCGAAAUGUCAAACCAUGAGCGAAACAAAAAGAUGUUGUUGGAACUGCUGAAGCAGCCGGACAACAGUCGGUGCGCUGACUGCGGCGCGCCCGAUCCAGAUUGGGCAUCGUACAAGCUGGGUGUGUUUGUGUGUCUGACCUGCUCCGGCAUCCAUCGCAGCCUCUACAGCCGGGUCAAAUCCAUAAAGCUGGAUUUCUGGGAGGAUGAGCAUGUGGAGUUCAUGAAAUCCAAUGGCAAUGCCAGCGCCCAAGCUAUGUAUGAGAAAGCUGUUCCAGUGUACUACUAUCGGCCCCAAGAAAAUGAUUGUGUGGUCUUAAGAGAGCAGUGGAUUCGGGCUAAAUAUGAAAGGGAGGAAUUCACAGGAGAAACCAAGUAUCCACCACUUUCCUAUACCACAGGUUUCUACGAAGGGAUGCUGUGGAAGAAAGGGAAGGAGAACACACAGUUUCUGAAGAGGAAGUUUGUACUGUCAGAGAGAGAAUUUACCCUGACUUACUACAACAAAGAAAAUGAGUCCAAAGGCCCUAAAGCUGUAAUCUCCAUCAAGGACCUAAACGUCACCUUUCAGCCAGAGAAGAUUGGUCAUCCACACGGGAUGCAGAUCACCUACCAAGACUUUGAUCACAUCAGGAACCUCUAUGUCUAUCACGAGAGUCCUGAGGAAAUAGUCACCUGGUACAACGCCAUUCGUGCUGCUCGCUAUGCAUACCUGAAGACAGCUUACCCGACUGGAAGCAAUGAAGAACUCAUACCAAAGAUAACAAGAAACUACCUCAAAGAGGGAUACAUGGAAAAGACAGGGCCACUGCAAAAGGAGCCAUUCAAAAAGAGGUGGUUUAUUUUGGACUCUCAAAACAGGAAGUUGUUCUACUUCAAAGGCCAACUGGAUGCAGAAGAGUUAGGGGUAAUUUUUAUUGGAACAGAGAGCAAUGGCUACUCGGUGAAGGAGUGUGUCCCAAAGCAUACUCGGGGGAACAAGUGGAAAUGUGGCGUAAGGGUGGAGACGCCUGAGCGACACUUUGUCUUCAUGUGUGAACAGGAGAGGGAGCAGAGGGAGUGGCUGGGCGCCCUGAGACAGGUCCUGUCCAGGCCCAUGGCACCACAGGAUUAUACCAUUGAAGCCAACAUCAGGUAUAAAAGAUGAACUACCGAGAGGUGUGUCAACAGCUGACUGAACUACAGUAGUACAACAGAUGAACAGUGAUCUGCUGUUAAUUCGCUGGACCAGUACUGACUGCUCACCAUGUUGCUCCCAAUACUGACUCUCAUCUUUUUGCAUCUAAAGCAUCUUGGACCAUGACUCUGGCUGUGCUCUUUGGUGUUGUGUGGAUUAAAGACUUCCAUGCACUCCCUAUAACUGACACUGGAUCUGAUAUUCAAUCUCAGACUUCAGAAAGUAUUGUAUCAUUAUGUAAAAUCCACUCUUAUGACCAAACAUACAUCAACACUGAUGAUCACAUAUUGUAACAGAAGAUAGGUUACAAACAUUGCAGAACAUCAUGAGAGAUGUAUGAUGUUUUUUAUUUUUAUAUAAUUUAAAUUUCCUAACGAAUAAGCAUACAAUUUAACAUUUGGUAGUGAACAUGUUUCACAACGCUCUUACCCCCCUAAAAUAAAAAAAUAAAAAAACAACAGUGUGGUUGAAUCCAUAGAUUACAUGUUAUGGACAGUUUGGAUAAAACUUUUAUUUAAUUCCUACAUUUUUGCCCUUUAUACAGCUGUGAAAGCUGCUCUUUUUAGCAUACAUAACUUUGGCAAAACUACUGAAUUUUAAUGCAAAUGGAACUUGAUAAAUCCUCAUUAUGUUAAAAUAUGACCUCUAACCUUGGGGCAACCAUUAUGGAUAUGUGUUUAUAAUUUAUUAUUUAGAUUUUUUCCUACAUUUAUUUAACUUUUUCCCAUGUUUCCAAAAUAUGAUUACAUUAGACUUGAUUCUGUCAUAAACAUAACAAAAAACAAACACAUAACACAGUAAGAACACUAAAAGUUAAAAGGGAAUUAAAUUUUUAAUCUUUACGGCAUUACCCUCCACUAAUGUCACAGAUAUUCUGUCAUGUUAAGUAUUUGUUAGUAACCGUUGUGAUCAUUUACUGGGGUGAAGGCUUAUGUUUUGGCAUUGUGUUUAUGUAAAACAAUUUUGGCGGGACGUUUGCACAUUCCUAAAUUAUCGUAUAUAAUCAGGUUUCAGGUUUUGUUUAGGCAGAAUGUCCUGUUUUGGUUUGGCGCUUUUGGCUAAAUUUCACAUACACAAAUGCAAAUUUAUUUUAAAUUUAAAACCUCUGUUUCUAAUCCUUGAAAAAGAAACUUUAUUUUAGAAUGAUUUCUCCUCCAACAAAAAGGCUUUGAAGAUUGUUAAUGUCUGUACUUGUUUGAAGAUCUUUCUGUAAUACAGUAUAUCCUUGCUCAGUCCCUUUCCUUUUUAUGUGGUUGUCACUAUAUGUACGUUGUUGUAUGUAUCUUUUGCAACUUUAUUGCUACGAUUCUUGUUAUAUGUUGUGUCUAUAUUAUUAUCCUGAGUUAAUAAAGAAAAAUAAGAACUAAA